ACCUGCCGCGCCCGCAUUGGCCGGCAGCGAGCCGUACCAUUGUCUCGGGGGUGGCGGGGAGGAAGACAGGGGGAUUUCGGGAAGGCCCGGCCCGCCCGCCUCCGAGUAGGCAGCUCCCCGCGCGGGUGGAGCGGGCGCGGCGCCGGCAUGUGGGGCAGCGGCAACCCCGGCGGAGGGGGAGCUGGAGCCGCCGCCGCGACGGUCGUCUUGAGCGGGACGCGGGACUGCUUCCUGCACUUGCCUCCCGAGCUGGCCUCUCGCCUCCGCCUGCAGCAGGGCCAAGCUGUGAAAGUAUCCUGUGGUCAUCAGCCUAUAUUUUUGAGCUGGAUGGAAAUCAGGCAUCGAGGUCACAAGGGUGAAAAUGCAGAGAUUAACAGACAGUUAGCAGAGAAACUUGGCAUUGCAGAUGGAGAACAGGUAUUUCUUGAACCCUGUUCCCACGUCUCCUCCUGUCAGCAAGUAGAAGUGGAACCACUCUCAGCAGAUGAUUGGGAAAUUCUGGAACUGCACGCUUCCUCUCUUGAAAAACAUCUUCUUGACCAGAUUCGAAUAGUAUUUCCAGAAGCCAUCUUUCCUGUAUGGGUUGAACAGCACACUCACGUUUACAUCAAAAUUGGUGCACUUACGCCAGCAGCCUCCUAUGGGAGAUUAGAGCCAUGCACGGAGCUUCUGAUAUGUCCCAAAAUACGUGAACUUGGGGAAAAUAUCACCAGCACACCUUCCACAGAAAGUGACAUCUUUCUCAAAAGUUUUGUGAAAAAUAACAUGGAGCAAGAAGAAACAGUAAAGGAUCCUUUUGCCAAACAACCUUACUUAAAGCCAGGAGUCCUUGAACAGAGUAAGGCUGAUGCAAACGUGACGUUUGGCUCAAAUGUUCUCCCAAAUAUAUGGAAUUUCAUAGGGAGCAUUUUCUCUCAUACAUCUGAGCAGAAACAAAAGACUUUGUGUGAUAAAGAUGAAAUGAGCACCUUCAGAGACAAGCUGCUGAACUUAAUUCACAUGGAUUCCAUUUUUAGAGUGUGUCAGUUCCAGCCUCCCAGCGUACAGAAUGCAUGCGCCACUCAUGCAUUUCUGAAAUGCAAUGCUAUUCAUGUUUUUCCGUGGAAUUUAGAAUUUAUUGAUUUGGAUCCAAAUCCUGUAGUAUCUUAUGGGAAAAUUAAUGAGCUGCUUUCCCCAAGACAGCGUCAUCAAGAAGCAAAACAAAAUCUGCCAUUUGAAAAGCAAAAGCAUUUGACUAGUACGCAAGACAAAAAUCAUUCUAAUUCUAAUAGCAGUCAAGCAUCCAGUGAGGGAUCUGUUGUUCAAAUCAUUUGGAACGGAUUUGAAGACCUAAAGAGUGUCAUAGAGUAUGGCCACAAUGGGGAAGCCCUACAUGUUGGAAGAGUUUGGAUUCCAGAUGGUCUGAGAAAAAAACUACAAAUCGAAAUACAUUCAACAGUCCGAAUUAAGUCAGUUGAAUCUGUUCCUAAAAUUCCUAUAUCUGUUAGACUGCAACCCAAACAGAACUUACAUAAAGAUAUACAUGAAGAUGAUGUUAAAUCUGCUUUCAGUUCUUGGCUGCAGGAUUCUGCUACUGAUGAUCUCCCGUGGGUAAUGACAAGCACAGACUAUAUACAUCUGUCUGUUAAAGACGGAGUGGAGGAGUUUUUCCUUAGUGUAGUGGAUCCUGCUCACACUGAAGAAAAUAAGCCUGAGAAUAUUUUUAUACUGAGUCCCAGUUUGCUGCAAAAGACUAAUAUACAAGUUCUUUUACAUCCUCUAACUAGAAAAGCUGAUGGUGACAGCCAGCUACCUAUGUGUGAUACUGACAGGAACCUUCCUUACCACAAACUAAACGAUCUAGGAGGAGUGGACAAAUUAGGAACAUCUUCCUUUGAACACGUAAGCCACAGUCUUUUGGGGCGUCCUUUAUCUCAAAAGCUGGCUGCUGUUGCUGUGGGACUGCGAAGUGGAGGAUUGCUUCUCACAGGAGGAAAGGGAAGUGGAAAGUCAACAUUAGCAAGGGCCAUCUGCAAAGAAGCAUUUGAUAGACUGGAUGCUCAUGUAGAAGUAAUUGAUUGUAAAGCUUUAAGAGGAAAAAGAUUAGUAAACAUAAGGAAAAAUGUGGAAGAAGCUUUUUUAGAAGCAGCAUGGAGACAACCAUCUAUUCUUUUGAUGGAUGAUCUUGAUCACAUUGUUGGAGUACCUUCUACACCAGAGCAUGAGAACAGCCCUGAAACAGUUCAAAGCAAUAGACUUGCUUAUGUUUUGAAAGAUCUGAUAAAAGAAGUUAUUUCCAUGGGGAGUUUGAUUGCACUAAUUGCCACAAGUCAGUCUGAACAUUCCCUACAUCCUUCCCUGGUUUCAGCUCAAGGAACUCAUAUAUUUCAAUGCUUCAAAUGUAUUCGAUCUCCAGAUCAGAAGCAAAGAUGUGAAAUGCUGUGUUCCAUAAUAAAAAAGAAACUGAAUUCUGAUAUAAAGAAGUUCUCUGAUCUUGAUCUCCAAUGCCUUGCUAAGGAAACAGAAGGUUUUGUUGCUAGGGAUUUUACUAUGCUGGUUGAUCGCGCCAUUCAUGCCUGUGUUUCCAACCAGAAUGCUUUUCAAAACGGCGAUUUGAAUCUGUCAACUGUGGAUUUUCAGAAAGCUCUAAAAAAUUUUACUCCGUUAGCUCUGAGAAAUGUUAACCUUCAUAAGCCUAAAGACAUUGGUUGGGACAGGAUUGGUGGCUUAAAAGAUGUGAAGCAAAUACUCACGGAUACCAUCAUGUUACCUGCAAAGUAUCCAGAAUUAUUUGCAAACCUGCCCAUACGACAGAGGUCAGGAGUCUUGCUGUAUGGAGCACCUGGAACAGGAAAAACACUGUUAGCAGGAGUAGUUGCUCGAGAGAGUGGAAUGAAUUUCAUCAGCAUCAAGGGACCAGAACUGCUCAGCAAAUACAUUGGUGCAAGUGAGCAAGCAGUUCGAGAUAUCUUUAACAGAGCUCAGGCUGCUAAGCCUUGUAUCAUUUUCUUCGAUGAGUUUGAUUCUAUUGCUCCUCGUCGAGGUCAUGACAACACAGGAGUUACUGACCGAGUGGUUAACCAACUGUUGACUCAGUUAGAUGGUGUGGAAGGGUUAGAAGGGGUUUAUGUGCUAGCUGCUACUAGUCGCCCAGAUUUGAUUGACCCUGCUUUGUUAAGGCCAGGUCGGCUGGAUAAGUGCCUGUACUGUCCACCUCCUGAUCAGAACUCACGCUAUGAAAUCUUAAAAGCUCUCAGUCAUUCUCUGUCCUUGGCAAAUGAUGUGGAUUUUCAGGAUUUGGCAGCAAAAACAGAACAGUUCACAGGGGCUGACCUGAAAGCUUUAUUGUACAAUGCCCAAUUAGAGGCAAUCCAUGCUCAUUUAGGUUCAGGUAUAACACAGGAUUUUGGUUCUAGUUCUGAUAGUGACUUCAGUCUCUCUUCCAUGGUUUUUCUAAACCACAGCAGUGGCUCAGAUGAAUCAGCAACAGAUGGAGAAGCAGGGCUAGAGCAAUCUCUUAUUUCCUUAGACAUGUCUGAUUUGCUUCCUGAAGAUCCAAGGUCCAACAUGUAUCGUCUUUAUUUUGGAAGCUCUUACGAAUCAGAGCUGGGAAAUGGAACUCCUUCAGAGCUGAGCUCUUUGUGUUUGUCUGGACCAAACUCCAUAACUCACGAUUGUACCAGCGUGACUCAGAGAGAUGCAGCAUCGUCACAACCUUCAGUGCUUAGAGCAACUUCUCAAGAACUUGAUUCCCUGGAAAAUAACCGGGAGCAGCAAAUAGAGCACCUAAGGACUGAAAUCAAUGUUAUCAAAGCCAAUAGCAGAAGCAAGAAUGGAGAGGACAGCACCUUUAAUCAGUCAGUACUUGCCAAGAACACUUUAAUGAUUACCCAGUCCCAUUUGAUCACUGCACUUGAGGGUAUAAGACCAUCCAUUAGCCAAGAUGACUGGAAGAAUUUUACUGAACUGUAUGAUAAUUUUCAGAAUCCCAAGAAGAGGAAAGGACAAGUUGGCUCGACAUUCAGACCAGGACAAAAAAUGACUCUAGCAUAGUAACUUGUAUUUGCUUGUAAUUUGCUAAAUAGUAACUGGAAAUGACGAAUGUGAUUAAAUCAGAUUAUUUAUAUUCAUAUGGAUUUAUUAAUGCAGCACUUGAAGAUAAGUUUCUUUUAAACUUAAAUGCUGUAAAAUCAUGUCACAUUUUAUUUUGAAGAAAGUUGUCUUCCUUCAGAUUGAUAUUAAAUUUUUGAGAGAACAUUGGUUACAUUCUGUCCAGUUGUUUAUCACAUAAAAUUUAAAAUUUUGCUUUUUAUCAACAUAGUUGCCAAAACCUAACAAUUAUUUACUAUAUCUGUUUAUUUCCUCACCACAAAUAGAUUCUGUUCGAAUAAACUGUAAUAUCUAAUGCUGGAAAUGUUUUUUAAAAAUUCUAUAAAGCCAUUUUUUAAUGCCCUUUGGAGGGCUUAGAGAAAGGUGGUACUUCAUAUGUUUAUUGGUAGGCAACUGACUAGUAUUUCCAGAAUAACUAUACUGAAAAAAAAAAAAAAAAAAAAAGACCAAGGUAAUUGUAUCUUGUUUUCUGCCACUGUUUAUUAUUCAGAAUAUCGAGUUGCAUUUCACACAAGUGUAUCUUCUUAUCCCAUCUUGUAUUCUUGGAGACUAUUCUGAAACAUCUCUGAUGUUUUGAAGCUUUCUAAUGUUACAUCCUGUAAUUACUCACAACAACUGUUCUUACAGGAAGAUUGUUAAAGAGUUGUUUUCCUCAACUGAUAUGUCGAUAUGCAGGUCUUCACAGGAGGGGAAGAAAGGAACAGAAAAGAAAGAAAACUAGAGAUGUUUCCCAUGAGUCUAUACCGCCCUUUCACAACUUUUUACCAAUACUGGGGGGUUUUGCCUGGUUGUUUUUUCAGAAAUCUUCCUUCCCUACUGUUUACCUUCCUGAGUAAUUAGAAAACACUGAUGUUUUGUUGUUUUUUUUUUUGGUGGUCUCUCAUAGCUAUUAUGUGCCUUUUCACACCUCGGUUGCUUUGGGCCAUUGGACAUUAUUACCCUUUCUGUGAUCAGACAGUAUGCCUGGGCUUCCUCUGAUCACUUCUUAGGGUACACUGGUAGUAGCAGCCUUCUUCAAGCUGCUCCUAAAUGUUUGAUUAUAUGGUCCCCACUACAUGUUCCAAUCUGUUGUUUCAUUCAUUGAAAUGUAUGAUACUAUGUCAGUAAUUAGAACAACCAUCCUAUUGACCAGAUGAUUAUAUUGUUCACUGCUGUCUAUUUGUAGUUCCUAUUCCCAGUGCCAGCAAAUAACUCAAAGAACGUUUAAUUUGUAUGUU
Messenger RNA from Tyto alba (common barn owl), 5306 nucleotides. RefSeq names its product peroxisomal biogenesis factor 1 (gene PEX1). Bases 148 to 4032 code for a protein of 1294 amino acids. The record is from RefSeq and is a predicted model, not a curated record. Gene Ontology annotation, molecular function: ATP binding; ATP hydrolysis activity. Gene Ontology annotation, cellular component: peroxisome; cytosol; peroxisomal membrane. Gene Ontology annotation, biological process: protein import into peroxisome matrix. The transcript has 24 exons. Lineage: Eukaryota; Metazoa; Chordata; Aves; Strigiformes; Tytonidae.